Molecule: messenger RNA, 3209 nt
Organism: Menidia menidia (Atlantic silverside)
Lineage: Eukaryota; Metazoa; Chordata; Actinopteri; Atheriniformes; Atherinopsidae
Source: the annotation of a GenBank genome assembly
AGGCGCUGAAGUCUGAAGCCGAGCAGACACCGGCCGGAGAGAAACCCGUGAUGAUGUCUGCCCCGUGCAUGUGCUCUCACAAUUUCAUUCCUUGAGACCCACUUCCGAAUAGGACGACCGUUGUUACGCCCAGAUCUUUGGUGAUAAUGAAGAAAUAAACCACUUUACAAUCACUCCGCCUCUACAAACUCUCUAAAAACCCCACAGGCCCCAGGAGUCAAAACGCCCCCCCUCCCAAAGACUUGCCACAUUUUGCCAAGCUUCUUUAAAAGGUGAUUUCCCAGACUCUGCCUUUACCAGCCAGCCAGCCGAAAAAGACCUUCCACCCCUGGCCCCUCGUUUGCUUUAUCAAAUGCCCAAAAACAGCAAGGCCGUCAAGAGAGAGCUUGACGACGAUGUCACAGAGUCUGUCAAGGACCUGCUUUCCAACGAGGACGCCUGCGACGAUUCCUUCAAGAAGAGCUCGCUGAUCGUCGACGGCCAGGACGGUGAAGGCAAGGAGUGCGAUGUGGAGGAAGGGGGCUCGGACGGAGAGGAGGAGGAGCGCCCGGCCUGGAACAGCAAGCUCCAGUACAUCCUGGCCCAGGUUGGCUUCUCGGUAGGCCUGGGUAACGUCUGGAGGUUCCCCUACCUGUGUCAGAAGAAUGGAGGGGGGGCGUACCUGGUGCCCUAUCUGAUUCUGCUGAUUCUGAUCGGCAUCCCGCUUUUCUUCCUGGAGCUUGCGGUGGGUCAGCGGAUCCGCAGGGGCAGCAUCGGGGUGUGGAACUACAUCAGCCCCAGACUGGGGGGCAUCGGCUUCGCCAGCUGCGUGGUGUGCUUCUUCGUGGCCCUCUACUACAAUGUCAUCAUCAGCUGGAGCCUCUUCUACUUUUCCCAAUCCUUCCAGCAACCUUUGCCCUGGCAUGAAUGUCCACUUGUCAAGAACAAGACCAGCACAUGUAAGAAAGAAGGGCCCGACGUGGUCCCAGAGUGUGAGAAGAGCUCAGCCACCACUUACUACUGGUAUAGAGAGGCCCUGAACAUCUCAGACAGCAUCUCCGAGGGCGGCGGACUCAACUGGAAGAUGACAGUGUGCCUGCUGAUUGCCUGGUCAAUGGUUUGCCUCGCCAUGAUCAAGGGAAUCCAGUCUUCAGGAAAGGUGAUGUACUUCAGCUCCUUGUUCCCGUACGUGGUUCUGAUCUGCUUCUUGGUUCGUGCUCUGCUCCUGAAGGGCUCUGUGGACGGGAUUCGACACAUGUUUACGCCCAAGCUGGAGAUCAUGCUGGAGGCCAAGGUGUGGCGGGAGGCGGCCACGCAGGUCUUCUUCGCGCUGGGCCUGGGCUUUGGCGGGGUCAUCGCCUUCUCCAGCUACAACAAACGCGACAACAACUGCCACUUCGACGCCGUCCUGGUGUCGUUCAUCAACUUCUUCACGUCCGUGCUGGCCACCCUGGUGGUGUUCGCCGUGCUGGGCUUCAAGGCCAACAUCAUGAACAGCAGAUGCGUUGCUCUGAACACUAAUAAAAUCGUGGCCCUGCUGGGGAACGGCAUUGACCCGACCCUCAUCCCCCGCCACGUCAACCUGACCCAGGUCAGCGCCGAAGACUACCACCAGAUGCUGGACAUCUUCAGAGGGGUGAAAGAGGACCAGUUCAGCACACUGGGACUGGAAUCCUGCAGCAUUGAGGACGAGCUCAACAAGGCAGUGCAGGGCACAGGCCUGGCCUUCAUCGCCUUCACUGAGGCCAUGACCCACUUCCCGGCCUCGCCCUUCUGGUCCGUCAUGUUCUUUCUCAUGCUGGUGAACCUGGGCCUGGGCAGCAUGUUCGGCACCAUCGAGGGAAUCCUCACUCCUCUGAUCGACACUUUCAAAGUCCGCAAGGAGUUUCUCACAGUGGGAUGCUGCGUGCUGGCCUUCUCCAUCGGCCUGCUGUUCGUCCAGCGCUCAGGGAACUACUUUGUGGCCAUGUUUGACGACUACUCGGCCACUCUGCCGCUGCUCAUCGUUGUGGUGCUGGAGAACGUGGCCAUCGCCUGGUUCUACGGGAUCGACAAAUUCUUCGAGGACCUGAAGGACAUGCUGGGCUUCACGCCGUACCGCUUCUACUACUACAUGUGGAAGUACAUCACGCCCAUCCUGCUGCUGCUGCUGCUGUGCUCCAGCUUCAUCCAGCUCAUGAUGACCCCCCCCAGCUACAGCGCCUGGAUCCAGGAGGAGGCGGCUGAGAGGACCCUGGGCUUCCCCCCCUGGGGCAUCGUGGUCUGCAUCUCCCUGGUUGCCAUGGCGAUCCUGCCCGUGCCGGUGGUCUUCGGCCUGCGCUACUUCAACCUCAUCGACGAGAGCGCGGGGGGGCUGUCGUCCGUCUCCUACAAGAAGGGCCGCAUCAUCAAGGAGAGCCCCCGCCCGGAGGAGGACGACGACGCCAGCCUGAUCGGGGGGAAGACCCCCAGCGAGGCGCCCUCCCCCCGGCCCCCCAACCGCACCCACCGCCCCCCCAGCGCCCCCCCCCCCCCGGGGCCGCCGGGGACACGGCGCCCAACGGCCGCUACGGCAUCGGCUACCUGAUGGCCGACGCCCCGGACAUGCCCGAGUCGGACCUAUAGACGGUGACCAGCGCCCCCCCCUCCAGCCCCCCCGCGUGCGUUUAGUCAUCACUGUACAUUUCUGUUUGGUUUCUGUAUAUUCAGUGUAGAUAGCCGCUCUGUCGUUGGUCAUCUCUGACCAUUACACGCCCGCGCAGCCCCGAAGGAGAGAACCGGCCGCGGACAAAAGGCCGGCGGGGGGGGGGCAGCACUUCACCCCCCCGCCACCAAGAUUCUGCCAAGACCAGUCCACAAAGAAGCCAGCAAAGGAAUUCCAGGAGGCGUUCUCGGGACUGAGUCCGUUGGCGUGCUAGUCCAGCCAGUCCUGCUGUGUCCGUGGUGUACAUGUGACCAUAGGUUAGUCCAGAUUUACCCGUUUUUUGGUUCUGGCCCGAGCUAGUGGAAGGCCUUUGAAUUCCAUUCCCGUGAUUUUCAAAACACAAAACGUGUGCCUAAUUUAUAUUUGUUUAUAGAAUACGCCAUCGUUGUACAUUUGAGGUAUUCUGUAAAUAUAAUAUAAAUAUUAUAAAUAAUGUUAUCUUGACAGUUUGGAUAUCAGAGCAGUGUUUUUAAGGUUCAGAAGGACUUUAUAACUCUCUUGUCUCUCUUUCAUUUCUUUUUUCUUUUUUUUUACUAAAGUCCUGUCA